CAGAACAAAUAAACAGAACAAACUCGAGCAAAGCCACCAUGUGUUCCGCCGACAUCUUCCUCGGCGUCCUCGCCAUCCUCUUCCCUCCGCUGCCCGUCUGGGUCAAGCGCGGCAUCUGCAGCGCAGACUCCCUCAUCAACAUCCUCCUCUGCAUCCUCGGCUUCAUCCCAGGCCUCCUCCACGCCUGGUACAUCAUCGCCAAGUUCCCCGAGCCGCCCUACGAAUACGACGCCGUCCCCAACGACGAGCGCUACGGCAGCAACCGCGUCACCUACGUCUACGUCCAGUCCCCUCCCGGACCUCACCACCAGCAGCCCAAGCCGCAGGACGGCAACGGCCGCAUGAACUACGGGACGACCUCGCAGCUACAACACCACAGCCCGUCGCCUCAGCCGCAGCAGCAUGGGGUGACGGGCUCGGGAGAGGGCAGCUCUGAUCAUCACCAGGGUGUGCCGCCUUCGUAUGCUGAGGUCGUUGCUGGCGACCACAAGGUGCAGACGCGUGAUUAAUGGAAGACAAAGAGAUAAUGAUCGUAUGCCGCCAUCAGCCCGAAUAUGUCAAAUGAUACCCCAAUACACAUGUACGGAGGCAGAAACCGUGGCGGCGAUGGAGACGCGUGAUAUGCUGCAGCGAAGUGUGGGCGAAUAGAGAGUAGAGAGGUGUUUGCUCUUCAAGACUCUUGUUUAUAACCGAGGUCCUCUCACUACUUCGUUAAUGAUCUAUAUUGACUAGCUUUUGAGGCGUUAGGGAUUAUAGCACAUGAUUUGGUCAAGGUUUUGGCCUCGUUUCUUUGAUUUAGGAGCCGUUUCGACCAUUGGUGGCCAUCUCUACUGAGCUAUUUGUAGAUGGCACCACGGUCCUGAUA
Trichoderma reesei QM6a is the source of this 865-nucleotide messenger RNA. RefSeq lists its product as uncharacterized. Gene Ontology annotation, biological process: endosome transport via multivesicular body sorting pathway. The transcript is spliced from 2 exons. The record is from RefSeq and is a predicted model, not a curated record. Gene Ontology annotation, molecular function: ubiquitin protein ligase binding. Gene Ontology annotation, cellular component: fungal-type vacuole membrane; fungal-type vacuole lumen. The coding region runs from base 39 to 509 and encodes 156 amino acids. NCBI's taxonomy places the organism in Eukaryota, Fungi, Ascomycota, Sordariomycetes, Hypocreales, Hypocreaceae.